GGCGCCUCGUCGCGCAGCGCUAUUUUCACAACAACAGGCUUUUUAAGGGUCAGGCUGGUCAGGCGGGGUUUAGUUUUGGGGGUAUUGGGGUGGGAACAGCGAGUGUUUGCAGCUUCGUUUCGCUCCCAAUUCAGCAGAGACGCCCGACGGUUCAUCAUCAGCGGCGUUUACCGUUAACAGGGGACUGACUGGCGGCGUCGGCGCCAAAAGAGAGAGAGAGAGAGAGAGAGAGAUAUAUAUCAGUCAGCCAGCGGCCCACACACAGCGAAUAAAGCUCAACUGGCAGCGUGAAAUAUAAAUAAUAAUAACAAUAAUAAUAAAAAUCCAAAGUGAUGCUUUUUCUAAUAACCUUCCCUAUGGAGCAUAAGUGAGCACCUGCUAGCCGCCGCUGGAGCUGAAGACGGGCGGAUGCAGAAAAGAUGGACGCCUGCACAGCCAGCGUUUGGCCUCGUCUGGAGCCCUUCCUGCUCGGGGCGCUGCAGGUGGCGCCUCCGAGCAAACUGAGCAUGCACUACCUGCGCAAGAUGGCCUGCUACGUGCGCACUCGAGAGGGCUGCUUCCCCCGGCUGGGCUGGCACAUGUGGCGCCACAUUGCGUGUGGAAAGCUGCAGCUGGCCGAGGAGCUGGCUUGGCUCUACUUCGAGACGUUUGACCUGCUGACGCCACGCAGUCCAGAGGAGAAGCUGGAGUGGGCCGAGGCUCUGUCUCAGAGUCAGUCUCCGCGCGAGCUUGACCGACAGCGCAGCAAGCUGUAUGUGGACACUCUGCAGUUCCUGCUCUUCCUGUACCUUCAGCAGCUGAACCGCGUGUCUCUGCGCACCUCUCUGAUUGGGGAAGAGUGGCCGAGCCCCCGCGCCCGCUCCCCCUCGUCCUCUUCGGAAAGAGAGGCCAAAACCAGCUCCUCCAAUAAGAACUGGGAUGACCAGGCACACCUGACCUUCAUGCAGACACACCUGUUUGAGCUGUUGGAGCUUCUAGUGGAACCAGGCGAGCUGAGCGGAUCAGGGCAGGCACUGCGGGACAGCCAGCUGUCGGCCGAGGCCGUGCAGGCGCUGAGCCUGCUGCUGGAGGGCUCCGCCAGCCGUGGCCGCACUGUGCACCCAUUCCACCGACUGCUGGGCCGUGCGCCGCUCCAGGCUCAGGCGGGCUACUCCAAACUCAGCCGCUCGUACUCACUGCAGCAGCUACAGAACUGGCUGCGCCAGACCCUCACCCUCAACCCCUUCGGCAUGUCCACCUGCCUGCGCUCGGGCAAGAAGCUGGCCUGGGCCCUGCAAGUGGAGGGUGCAAUGAAGAGAGCCAAGAUAGCCCGGAACACUCACAUGGCCCCUCCGGGCAGCAGGGUGGUCCUGAUGUCUCAGGUUUACAAACAGACGCUGGCCAAAGACUCGGAGAAGCUGGCUGGCGCAAACGUGAAACUGCACCGCUGCAGCGAGGCUUUCAUCUACCUGCUGUCUCCUCUCAGGUCAGUGACGCUGGACAAGUGCCGCAACAGCACAGUUGUUUUGGGCCCGGUGGAGACCAGCGUCCACGUUCAGAGCUGUGAGAAUGUUCGGCUGGUGUGUGUAGCUGGCCGGCUGGCUAUUGGGGCUUCCUCCAGCUGCACCGUCCAUGCACUCACGCCCACCCGCCCACUCCUGCUGCCUGGCAACACGGCCCUCACUCUGGGCCCCUUCCACACGCACUACCCCACCCUGGAGGACCACAUGGCCAGCGUGGGUCUGGCUGUCGUUCCCAACCUGUGGGACCAGCCACUGCUGUACAGCCCAGACGGUCCGGCUCCUGACCCGUCCUGUUACCGUAUCCUCACACCAGAAGAGUUCUGCACCCUGGUGGUGCCCUUCCAGAUGGAGGGGGACACCUGCGAAGUCCCGGGGGGGCUGCCCCCUGCGUACCAGCAGGCGGUGGAGGCCCGUGCGCAGAGGGUGCAGGAGUGGCAAAGAACGGUGAAGGAUGCACACCUCAACAAGGAGCAGCGGCGGCAGUUUCAGGCCCUGGUGGAGCAGAGGUUUCACCAGUGGCUGCUGGAGACCGGUAAGAGGCAGGAGCUGGACACCUUACUACCCCCGACCAUCGGUCAGCCCAACCCCACUGACCACUCACAGUCUACCUGUAGCUCCAAUCCUUCUCUUCAGCACCAGAAAGACCAGAUGUCCCAACAGGCAGCAGGAGGGACGCCCACAGUUUGCUGAGUCUAUAGUGGACCUGCCUCCUGGACUUCGCUUCUGCUGUUUGCCUUUGCUUAUUGCUGGGGCAGAGGAUGUUUUCUCUGACCUGAUCCUAGAUCAGCACUGUGGGGUACGACAGGCUGCAGAGAUCGCAGUCGUACGGCACUCAGGACACCUUGCGUAUAUUAUAUGAUGCAGAAAUCCAACGCUGGAUGAUUCAUUAUUGAAACGAAUCGUCUUAAACAAUGAAAUAGAGUAAAUGUCUUGAAAUAUAUGCUGGAUUAGUAGCUGCAGAGCAGGUCUGGUACGAUUCCCUUAUGCUGUAAGCGCCGGUGCCUUUUUAGUUUAUUGUUACAAGCAGGUUUUACAGUAAUAUGUACUGCUACUUGAGUAUUACCUUCACCUCUAAGAGGAUGAUGGUCUAUUUAGUGCUGAAUUAACAAACUGGGAAGGAGUAAAGGGAACGUUCUCUGCUACAGUGCGAGAAGACUGGCCUGAAACCACCCACAUAUGCUUUUGUAGCUACUGCUGCUAGAUUGGGCCAGUUUUACUGAGUCUUGGCAAAAGUCUCGCUCAACCUAUAUAGAACCAUCUGCAGCGCGUUCUCCAUCUGUCUGAAAAACGCUUUCGUGAUACAUAGAACCCUUUAAUCAUGCAAAAAGAAAGGAUUCUUUUGAGUGUUCAUGGUUCUGUAUAGAACUAUGUUCUUUACUAAAGAACCCUUGAAGAACCAUCUUUAUUAAGUGUAGUUGAAGUGAGCAGAAACAGUCCAGCUUGGCUGAAUGCAUUCUAAACUGGAAACUCGACAUUACGGAGCGACUCAUUUACAUUUACGGCAUUUGUCCGACGCUCUUAUCCAGAGCAACUUACAGUUUGAUCAUUUUACACAAGUAGGUGAAGGUGGUGUUGGGAGUCUUGCCCAAGGACUCUUAUUGGUAUAGUGUAGGGUGCUUACCCAGGUGGGGGAUUGAACCCUAGUCUACAGAGUAGGAGGCAGAGGUGUUAACCACUACACUAACCAACCACCGGCUCGAAACGUUGUGAUGGUUGUCCGGCCCCUACCUCAUCACUCUGAGGCAGGGGCAUCCCAGCUUGCUCGAAGCUCCGAAUAAUAAUAAUAAUAAUAAUAAUAAUAAUAAUAAUAAAUGAAAAAUGUCUUGCUGCAGUUUCUCAUUAGGUGAAAUGGGAUUUUUCCCCCAUAGUUCUAUAAAGCUUGUCCAACCUAGCAACAGUUGCUUAGAGUGAAUGCAUUUGUGGGCAGAGCAUGGAGAGGUCAUUUGCCUUUGGUAUAGGAUUGUACAGAGAGAUUCAUUCGAAAGAGGCCCUGAAUAUUUUGCUGUAACUCCCGUUAGGAUGAAGCAAUCUGAAC
Molecule: messenger RNA, 3537 nt
Organism: Pygocentrus nattereri (red-bellied piranha)
Lineage: Eukaryota; Metazoa; Chordata; Actinopteri; Characiformes; Serrasalmidae
Gene: tbccd1
Product: TBCC domain containing 1
Exons: 7
Coding region: 420-2192 (590 amino acids)
Biological process (GO): maintenance of Golgi location; maintenance of centrosome location
Cellular component (GO): spindle pole centrosome
Source: RefSeq, a predicted model, not a curated record